Rotaria sp. Silwood1 is the source of this 1287-nucleotide messenger RNA. Lineage: Eukaryota; Metazoa; Rotifera; Eurotatoria; Philodinida; Philodinidae. The record is from the annotation of a GenBank genome assembly.
AUGGCUACAACAAAGGAAGAUUCAGCAGUUUCUGAAUCAGUCAUUUUCGGCGACAAUGGAACAGUUGUUGGUGGUGAUAAUCGACCAGUUGUUGGUGGCGAUGAACGACCAGUUGUUAAUGGUGAUGAUCGACCAAUUGUUCUCGAGAAAGGAGUUAAAGGUUCUGUGGUCGUAGUCAAUAGAACAAAGCACUAUGCCUUUAUCAAAAGACGAGACAAACCAGAAUAUCGUGAUUUAUUUGUUCGAGAAGCGUCUAUUGUUGGUAAUAUUCGUGAUAAGAGAUUCUUCGUAUCAGACUUAUCAUUCUAUGAAAUACCGGAUUGUUUAAAAACCUUAACUGAAUUAGAAGAAAGAUUAAUAUCACCGAGAAUUCCUUUUAUGGUAAUUCGAAGUUUAGGUUAUUCUAAACAAUUUGAUCUCAAAGGUAACCUUGUAAAUGUUCCGAUGAAUGUUGACACAAACGUUUCAAUCUUACCCAGAACUUUUAGUGAUACUCAAACAAUUCAGUUAAAACUCAUGAGACAAAUGAAAAAUAAAAAUGCUUUUAUGUACGAAACAAUUCGACCAAAAGUCGUACAUACAGCUGUUAAAUAUCUUGUUGAACAAGAACUUUAUAAAGAUGAAGGGAUUGUUAUAUCUAAUGAUUGGCUAAAUCAGCACUUCAGUGAAAGAGAAAAUUUUAUCGUUAAUGAUGAAGAUAAAAAAAUUAAUGAGAAUGAAAACACAAAAGGUUCUGACGAUGAUGACAACUGGAAUGAGUGCGACGACGAGCCAAUCAAUCCAGGAGCUACUGAAACAUUAUUAAAUGAUGAAAUUGCCGAUCAAAAUGAUACCGGUAUUAAAUUUGCUCCAGCCGAGAAUAACAGACCGAUAUCUAUUUUGAUGGACUUGAAAGUUGACGAGUUGACAUUUCCGAAAAUUUAUUGUGGAAAACAACGAAAAAUUAAAGAAAAUACUAAAUUAACUUAUGCUAAAACUGCUAAAAAUGAUCCUGUAACAUGCAUUCGUUAUUUUGAACAUAGAUUAAAAUGUUUAUGGGAAAUAUUAUCGGCUCCUUAUAGUCCAUUUCAAGGCUAUGAAUUAGAAGAUAAAUAUGUCAGAGUUGAAUUCCAAGUCCGUGGUUCACCACAUAUUCAUGCUCUAGUAUGGUUAAAAAAUGCUCCGAAAUACGACAAAGAUAAACCUGAAUCAAUUGAAAGAUGUACAGAAUUUAUUGAUAAACUGAUUUCGGUUAAUUGGAAUAUUUCAUUUCAAAUUCAUGUGAUUGAACAUAAAAUUUUACUCUAA